UUGUGUUCUUUUUUUUUAAAUUCAAAUAUUUUAGCAGCGAAUCGAAUUUCGAUUGCAAUAAUCACGAUUUUAUUGAAUGAAAGUAAUUACGAGGAAUAUCGUUUGGCUCAAGAAACAUUCCAUUGCUAUGCACUGUAUCACGACUAUCAAUGGAUUGUGAUCAAUUUGUCAGCAAAUGAUACGCUGCGAAGAUUGUGCCCGCAAACAGAUUUUAUGUUUGCUCGGCACUGUGUAACUGCUCGGAUAAUGGAAGAAAGAAGUGGCAUACAAUGGUUUUUGUUCAUUGAUGCUGAUAUGGGUGUUGUCAAUCCGAAUCAUCUGAUCGAAAAGUGGAUCGAUAAUUCUGUAAAUAUCAUUUUUUACAAUCGAAUAUUCAAUCACGAAAUUAUGGCUGGAAGUUAUUUAGCAAAGAAUACGGUGUAUUCACAGAAUUUUCUUCGAUUCUGGGCUGAAUAUGAAACGAGGCUGCCAAAUUCAGUUCACGGCUCAGACAACGGAGCAAUUCAUAAAACCAAGAAAUUGCCAGACAAUGCGAUUGUCCUGUUGAUUUUAGCUGUCGAUCUUCCCUAAUU
Gongylonema pulchrum is the source of this 572-nucleotide messenger RNA. Lineage: Eukaryota; Metazoa; Nematoda; Chromadorea; Rhabditida; Gongylonematidae. The record is from the annotation of a GenBank genome assembly.